Trichomonas vaginalis G3 is the source of this 312-nucleotide messenger RNA. RefSeq lists its product as uncharacterized. The coding region runs from base 1 to 312 and encodes 103 amino acids. The record is from RefSeq and is a predicted model, not a curated record. NCBI's taxonomy places the organism in Eukaryota, Parabasalia, Trichomonadida, Trichomonadidae. The transcript has a single exon.
AUGUAUAACAACGCCAAACAAUUUACAAGAAUGGUACAAAAGGAGAAAUUCAUGGAAGCAGCUUUUUCGCGUGCUUAUGAUGAUCCUCCUUCAAAGAGUGUUUAUCUUUUCCAAGAUUCUCUUACUAAAGAGAAUGUUACUGACCUUCGAAACAGUACUAUGUCUAAGUUAUCUGAAGGGCAUUCAUCUGAAAAAGGAAGUGAUGAAUCUCAAGAUUUGAUCAAAAAGGAAUGGUCAAAAGGAGAAUUACCAAAUGAACAGUUUGUUGAUAAGAUCAAUCCGAUAAAUAGAGCAAGUAUGGUUGCAAACUAA